This is a messenger RNA of Erinaceus europaeus (western European hedgehog), 782 nucleotides long. Its product is annotated as GATOR complex protein WDR59-like. The record is from RefSeq and is a predicted model, not a curated record. The transcript has 8 exons. Lineage: Eukaryota; Metazoa; Chordata; Mammalia; Eulipotyphla; Erinaceidae. Gene Ontology annotation, molecular function: protein binding. The coding region runs from base 114 to 782 and encodes 222 amino acids.
GGGCAUGGCCGGCCUUUCUCGCGUUCUGCGAGGGGCUCACUGAGCCCUGGGACGCGGGUUUGGGGCGUGAGGAGGCGUUGCUCUGGGGCCUCAGCUGCCGCGCACAGGAGGAGAUGGCGGCACGCUGGAGCAGCGAGAAUGUGGUGGUGGAGUUCCGAGACUCCCAGGCAACAGCCAUGUCUGUGGACUGUCUUGGGCAGCAUGCAGUGCUUUCUGGCCGCAGAUUCCUGUACAUUGUUAAUCUAGAUGCCCCUUUUGAUGGUCACCGGAAGAUCUCUCGCCAGAGCAAAUGGGACAUUGGAGCUGUGCAGUGGAAUCCUCAUGACAGCUUUGCACAUUACUUUGCAGCUUCGAGUAACCAACGGGUUGACCUUUAUAAGUGGAAGGAUGGCAAUGGGGAAGUUGGUACAACUUUACAAGGUCAUACUCGAGUAAUCAGUGACUUGGAUUGGGCAGUGUUUGAUCCAGAUCUUCUGGUUACCAGCUCUGUGGACACCUACAUCUACAUUUGGGAUAUCAAAGACACAAGGAAACCUACCGUUGCACUGUCUGCUGUAGCGGGUGCUUCCCAGGUCAAAUGGAAUAAAAAAAAUGCUAAUUGCUUGGCCACCAGUCAUGACGGGGAUGUGCGGAUAUGGGACAAGCGGAAACCCAGCACAGCAAUGGAAUACCUUGCUGCCCACCUCUCCAAAAUCCACGGACUGGACUGGCACCCUGAUAGUGAGCACAUUCUCGCCACCUCCAGUCAAGACAACUCUGUCAAGGUGAGUGGUACCCACUGA